Molecule: messenger RNA, 2697 nt
Organism: Sugiyamaella lignohabitans
Lineage: Eukaryota; Fungi; Ascomycota; Dipodascomycetes; Dipodascales; Trichomonascaceae
Gene: INP1
Product: Inp1p
Exons: 1
Coding region: 1-2697 (898 amino acids)
Biological process (GO): peroxisome inheritance
Cellular component (GO): extrinsic component of intraperoxisomal membrane
Source: RefSeq, a predicted model, not a curated record
AUGAACGACAAUAUGAGCGAAAAGGAGAUGGCUGGUGAUGGUGGUUCAUAUAAACUGGAUGUAGAAGGGGCAGAGAGUGUGCAGUGGAGAUCCAGAUCGAGCAUCUCGCCAGACAGUGAUGAAGUUCACGCUUGGGAAGUAUCUGAGAGUAAUGAGGAUGUUGGACUUGAGUUUACACCUAAAGUGAAUGGAGAAGAGACGCAGAAGGUUAAUAAUGAGAUUGAAUCUGAAUCAGGGUCGCAGGAGACAGUUGGUAAAGUUUUGCCGCUGCCUGGACGGUUUGCUGAUAACUCUGUUGGCUCUUCAGUGAGAUGUGUUUCAGCACCUAUUUCUGGGUCUACUGAUUCAUCAAAUGAUACUGUAAACCCAAGUUCAGUUAAUAUCCCCUCUCAGAUCAUGAAAAAGCCAUCUAAUCUACAUAUCACAAAUCGACUGGCACAGCUUGAUUCACCAAGUCUGCGAUCUCAGCGAUCAAGCUCAUGGAGCUCGUCAUCCUCACUUUUAUCAAGAAGGUCUUCAAAGAAUGAGCUGACUGACGAUAGUGAAUCUAGUUUUGAUUCUGAUGUGUCAGUACUGUUUUCAGGCUGGGUAGCUAAGAUGACCCAGUUUACAUCUCCUAAUUACGACAUGACCAAGGACUAUGAGUCACCUCCUAAUAUGACCACGAGAGUGUCAGAAUCCAUUGUUUCGGAAGGAAAGUUACAGAUAUAUCAGAUUCUUGGCAAAAAGGCUGCUUUUUUGCAGUGUGGGAAAUUCGUUCACCCGAUCUUACCUCGACUUCGAUUAUGGCGAGUUGAAGAUAAAGUGUUCGUACUGCCGCAACCGAACCCAGGGAAAUUCUGGAGAAUUGAGCUUUUACCGAGUACUAGUAUCACCAAUGAUGAAUCGGAAACCAUAAUGGAGUCUGCGAAUGAUCUGAAUAGUCUGGAACAGGUAUUAGGAGACGCUUGUUUCUAUCGAAAUGUCUAUGAACCAGAGGAGACUAGUGUGGAGGAUGAGGUUGAAAGUGAAGAGGUUGGAGUGGAAGAGCAGAAUGACCGUGAUGGCGAGUCUGUGGUGGCUGGGUCUUUAGUAGAUACGCAAUGUGACGAUAUGCUGAUUGCAGAACCAGAGAAAGAAGAGACAGGUAUUGAGGUCGAUGAGGUAAUGAUACAAGACAAUAGUUUGGAGUCUCGAGUUGAGCCUGAAUUGGAGUUGCUUUCUGAACCAGAGUCUCAACCAAUACUGGAAGAAGGGAUACAUUCUGAAUCAGAACUAGAACCUGAAACACAGGUCGACUCUCAGGCUGAAGACGAGUUCAUAUUACGUCCCAAAACCAACCCAGAAUCUUUCGUAGAAUCGCCAAUGGCACCUCUUACACCCAAAUCAAGUCCACUAGACCUUCCCAAUGAUAUCCAAGGGAUAAUUGAUCUGUCAACAAUCGGUCCGGAAUCGCCAUCUGCCCAUUUCCUUUCAUCACUACAAAGCCCAACGACCCCACCCCUAAGCUCACCAUUCACAACUGGAAUCCAUUACGACCAGACAUCGUCCUCCUCUACCCUGGACGAGAUUCUCGAUGCUUUUGACGAUUCUCCCUAUCAGCACAGUGGUCCCAUUUUCAUGGAGCAGGGUCGAGAUUCUCCUAGUGUGACCAUCAGCAACGACCUAAUAAACAACAAAACAAACGAUCACCAGCAAGAGCACCAAAUAACAGAUCAGGAAACUCCAUUAAAUCCAAUAUACGAAACAGAAGACGCUACUAGCGAUGUAGCCAGUUUUCAAAGUGACGAAGAGCCACCACAUACACAACGACCAACUCCCAUGACAAGCACAUCGUCGAUAUCCACUGUCACAACGAACGAAGUUGAGUUACCAGAGCUGUCAAUUGACCCAGCGACUCGACUGAACAACAAAGAAAACAGCACCCCUGUCCCAUUUAACCCAUCAACACUUCCAUUAGCGUUUCUCAACCACCCAUUUGUGCCCAUGCCACAAUUAACAACAAACAAACAAUUAUCAUCGAGACAGCUUCACACAAGAUUCCAAUCUCCACGGCAGUCUUUACAGUUCAAAUCGUUAGAAGAUGACUGGCUAGAAGUCGAUGUUGCACCUGGUACUCGGCCACCAGUCAACUACCAAGCAUCUCUCAGCAUGCGACCUGGUCUUGGAUAUCUCAACUGGGUAGCUCAAGUUACAGGCGAUCUAGUAUCCUCGUCGUCAAACUACGUCGAAGGAAAAAUUGAAAAGAGACGAGCUAGUUCGAGUUCUCAUCCAACCUCUCGCGACGGGUCGAACCCCAAUUCCAGUACCACUGCCUCUAUCAAUCCGAUAUACAGUCCUGUUCCCAUAAAAGCAGCGAUCCCACCGCUACCAGAAGACGUCAGAACGACUGUCAUCGAUGCCACAAGAUCCGGAAGAAACUCACCCUCUCCCCUACCAUCCAAAAACGCCAUCAGAGACUUGGAUACCCGUCUGGUCCCCCGGUCACAGCUCUCAUCCCCCACUCGAGGCAACACCCCAUCUCCCACCUCUACCUCGAACACAACAGUCUUUGAAAAGACAACAACUGGUCCACAAACUCCUAAUCAAACUCACGACACCAAUAACACCGACCAGGUCGACCCACAACCCGACCUCUACCAACAAGCAGUCAUCGUAUCCGGCUACAUGGGCUGGCAGCUGCUCAACCGAGUCAUCCCACCAUGGGUACGACGCUAA